AAAACAGAACGUAGCCUUUCCACCAUUUCACUUCUUUUCACAGUUUAUACGCAACGAAGCAAAGGCACGUAAUGACCCAAGCUUUAAUCUACUGUCUGUACCUAAUACCGUAAACAGAAGCCGGUAUAUUGAGAAUCAUGGCAAUGGCCGAAGAUCAGUCUCUGUUCAUAAAACAGAUGUGUUCCCCUCCUCCAACUCCACGUCCUCUGUUGAAGGCCCAGACAAGUUUUGCCCUGUGCAUCACAAACCACAUCCCUUACGAAGGUGCAGAGGCUUCAGGGAAAGACCUAUUGAUGAACGAAAGAAAAUAUUGAAGGAGCACAAUAUCUGCUUUAAAUGCUGUGCUUCAGAUAAGCAUGUAGCAAGGUAAUGUGAGUCAACAGCCAGAUGUUUCGAGUGUGGCAGCGACAGGCAUCCAACUGCCCUGCACCCAGGCCCAGUUCCAUGGGCCUCCAAGCCCUCUACUUCCCCAGAAGAGCAUGGCGGGGAGAAACCAGAAGUCCAAGAGUCUGCCGUUGUGUCCAACUGUACUGAAGUGUACGGAGAAGGGUUUCAUGGCAAGUCUUGCUCCAAAAUAUGCCUUGUCACUGUCUAUCCAGCUGGUGACCGCGACAAAGGCAAGAAAAGGUAUGCUAUGCUGGAUGACCAGAGUAACAAGUCCUUAGCUCGAUCCAAGUUCUUUGACAUAUUCAAAAUAAACAGCCCUACAUUACCAUACACACUGAGAACUUGUUCUGGGAUGGGUGAAACAGCUGGCCGACGAGCUACAGGAUAUGUCAUAGAAUCUGCAGAUGGUGCAAUCAGUUUCUCUCUGCCCACGCUUUUGGAAUGCAACUUUAUUCCCAACAAUAGGGAUGAAAUUCCCACCCCAGCAGCCGCGCAUGGCCACCGCCACCUCAGAAGUAUAUCUCAUGAGAUUCCUCCUCUGGAUCCAUCCGCGCAUAUCCUUCUUUUGCUGGGAAGAGACAUAUUAAGGGUCCAUAAGGUACGCAGACAGAUCAAUGGUCCCCAUGAUGCAGCGUACGCCCAGAAGUUGGACUUAGGAUGGGUAAUUAUAGGUGAUGUGUGUUUGGGAAGCACUCACAAGCCCACAGAGGUCACUGUAAUGAAAACAUACGUUCUCGAGAACGGCAGGCCAAGCCACUUCCCUCCAUGUGAGAGCCAUUUGUCUGUCAAAGAGAAACCUGUCCUUCCCAAUCAACUACAUUUUUUCCCCUCACACCUCAAAGGAAAAUUGCCUUAGCACAAACAUUGGAGGCAUAGGAAGUUCAGUCUUCCACCAAACCAAAAACGACAACAAUCUUGCACCAUCAAUGGAGGAUCUCUUAUUCCUCGAGACAAUGGAGAAUGAAUUCAUUCAAGAUGACACAAGAAGCUGGGUGGCCCCACUACCGUUCCGCCAGCCACGGAGAAGGCUCCCCAACAACCGGCAAUAUGCAUUGAGCCGCCUUAAGUCCUUGCAACCCACCCUUGAGAGAAAAACAGAGAUGAAGACCCACUUCAAGAACUUCAUGCAGGCAAUGCUAGAUGCCCAGCACACAGAGCUCGCUCCUCCAACAGAGGAGGGCAAAGAGUACUGGUAUUUGCCUUUUUUGGAGUCUAUCACCCACAAAAGCCCUCACAGAUACGUGUUGUCUUUGACUCCAGUGCACAGUUUGAAGGCGUAUCCCUCAAUGACGUGCUACUCUCCGGACCAAACAUGCACAACAGUCUGCUGGGUAUUCUUCUGAGAUUCAGGAAGGAGGCAGUGGCAAUCACAGCUAACAUCCAGCAAAUGUUCUACAACUUCCUGGUGCGACAGGACUGUAGGGAUGUUCUGCGCUUUGUCUGGCACCAAGACAAUGACAUGAGUAAAGAUGUGGUGGACUACAGAAUGAGGGUGCAUGUGUUCGGGAACAGCCCCUCACCCGCUGUGGCCACCUAUGGAUUAAGGAAGGCCGCGCAACAGGUAGAGGAACAGUAUGGAGUUGACGUCCGACACUUCAUAGAACGUGACUUCUAUGUGGACGAUGCUCUCAAGUCUGUCGCCACUGUACAACAGGCAAUUCAUCUUCUCAAAAGGACACAGAAGAUGCUGGCGGCCUCAAACUUGCGGCUUCACAAGAUAGCCUCUAACAGGCCAGAGGUUAUGGACGCAUUCCCAGUGGAGGAUAGGGCCAAGGACUUCCAGGAUCUCGACCUGUUCAUGGACGACCUACCAGAUCAGCGCAGUCUCGGAGUAAGAUGGAACAUUAUGUCAGACUACUUUACAUUCCAUGUCCCAGAGAUGGAAAGGCCUUAUACACGCAGGGGUGUGCUCUCCAUGGUAAACAGCCUUUUUGACCCCCUCGGGUUCCUGGCACCAGUAACCGCACAAGGACGGCUUCUGCUCAGAGAAGUAUCAGCACAGGCUUCUGACUGGGACACAAUUCUCCCCGAGGAAUUGCAUGAAAAAUGGAUUGAAUGGCGAACUUCUCUGCGACAUCUUGGCAACAUCCAUUUGCCGCGAACAUACUCACGCAUUCCCUCCUCUAAGAUCCAGAGCACAGAGCUAUGUGUCAUCUCGGAUGCAUCUGUGAAAGCUAUAGCCACUGUGGCUUACCUGAAGGUCACCAGCACUGAAGGGAACACAGAACUGGGGUUUGUCAUAGGGAAAGCACGCCUUGCUCCUCAGCCUGAACUCACCAUCCCCAGGCUUGAACUGUGUGCAGCAGUCACGGCUGUAGAAAUGGCAGAGGUAAUAAGUGAAGAGAUUGACCUCACACUUGACUCCAUUAGCUUCUAUACAGAUAGCAAGGUGAUUCUUGGUUAUAUACACAAUCAGUCAAGAUGUUUUUAUGUCUAUGUAAAUAACAGAGUUCAGCGCAUUAGGCAGUCUACUGUACCUGCACAAUGGCAUUAUGUACCAACGGAUCAGAAUCCUGCCGACCAUGGCUCACGCUCUGUUCCGGCCUCAAAACUCCUCAGCACCAACUGGCUCUCAGGACCUUCGUUCCUUCAUCAUUCAUCAGUGUCGCCGUCAGAACAUGAUGCAUUCAAGUUGCUUGAACCAGAGAAGGAUGCAGAGAUCCGCCCAGAGGUGAAAACUCUGUCCACGCAUAUCACAGAAAAUCUCCUGAGCUCAAAGAGAUGGGAAAGAUUCUCCACAUGGAAAUCAAUGACAAAUGCUGUUGCCAACCUCCAGCACAUUGCUCGCUGCUUUGCUCAUCCUAAAGAAAAUGAAGACUGUAAUGGCUGGCACAUUUGUAGGAGGGUGCCCUACUGUAACACUCUUGAAGAAGCAGAGAAGGUGAUCAUCAGACAUGUACAGCGUGAAGUCUAUGCAGAGGAAUUCUGCUACAUUGAAGCAAAACGGAAUCUGCCACAUAGCAGUCCUCUCAUAAAGCUGAACCCAUCUAUAGACAACACUGGCGUGCUCCGCAUAGGUGGCCGCAUUAAUCAGUCAGGCCUCGAGUUGAAAGAGACACACCCCAUUAUCUUACCUGGCAACCAUCAUGUCUCAACACUGUACGUCACCACCAUGAGAAGAUCCAGCAUCAAGGGAGACAUUUCACAGAGGGCGCCAUCAGAGAUAACGGCCUGUGGUUAGUUGGAGCUAAAAGGUGUGUAAAUAAAGUCCUCAACAAGUGUGUGAAUUGCAGGAAACUCAGAGGAAAGAUUCAGGAGCAGCAGAUGAGUGAUUUACCUGCAGAUCGUCUCCAGAUGGAUCCCCCCUUCUCAUACGUGGGCUUGGACAUGUUCGGGCCAUGGGAGGUGUUCACCAGACGAACGCGUGGGGGACAAGCCAACAGUAAGCGAUGGGCAAUACUGUUCACCUGUUUAUGCAUUAGGGCUGUCCACAUUGAAGUUGUCGAAGAAAUGACGUCUUCUAGCUUCAUCAAUGCCUUUAGGCGCUUUGUUGCUCUGCGUGGCCCUGUCAAGCAGCUGCGCUCAGAUUGCGGCACAAAUUUUGUUGGUGCAUGCAGAGAGAUGGGAAUCACUACAGAACAGGAAAGAGUCCAGGGGCCCGUUCUUCGUACGUCGCUAACUCGGUUAGCUGGAUUUGAUUGUUGACGAUUUGGCAUGAUCUUGGAUUGUUUGGUUCUUCGAAGCUCGUCCUAGACUUGCUGUCAUAGCAACAGGUCCGUAAGCUUGAACCUGCUCGCGAGCAGGCUUACUUCAUGUAAACAGGAUUAGAUUGCGGCUUUAUAAGAGGAGGAGCUGGGUAAGUCUGUCGCAGAGCUUUUCGAAUUAAUCGCGUUUUGCGAGAUCGACAGGAUCCUUUAGCGCAGCGCGAUAAUCUACUGAUUGAGAGAUAUCGUUUUUCUCGGGAGGGUGUAAUCUACAUUAUCAACUUGUUGGACCCACACGUUAAAUGUUCGACUCGUCGCAGUCGGGCUUUAACAACUGCACAAACAGUUUGUAUAGCUUUGUGACUCUUUGCGAGUGGCAUUUUCCUUUACACUAUUGGAGAUGCAGAAAACUUGGGUAAACGUGCUGUUUGUCGUGCCACUCGCAAAGUUUAUCUGUCACUCAAACAGUUUUUAGGGGGCUUUGUGGUAUUUCCAAGCCAGUUAAGACCACAGGCUGUGAAGCAGAUUUGUUUUGCCAUUGCAGGUACAUUAUAAUUGUUAAUGAAGAUCAUGGAAUCAUGAUCAUGCCAAAAAGUAGCCUAGGACUUACAGUAUUUGUUCCUCAGGCUUCCCUAACCUUAUUGGUGCCAUAGACUGCACACACGUCCCCAUCAAGGCCCCACCUGGCCCAAAUGAAGAGGAUUUUUUGAACCGAAAGGGAUUUCACAGUGUAAAUGUGCAAGUGCUUACGAUGGGAUCCUGUUUGGCGACAGGGGCUAUGACUGCAGGCAGUACUUCAUGACGCCAUUCCCUGACCCAAACCCUGGACCACAAACCCGUUACAAUACAGCUCUAGCCAGGACAAGGGCACGCAUUGAAAUGACCUUUGGCCAACUAAAGGAAGAUUUCAGUGUGUUAAGGGUCUGAGGGUUGCACCUGGAGAGGACCCCUGUGGUGGAGGUGCAGCCUGAUG
Triplophysa dalaica is the source of this 5004-nucleotide messenger RNA. RefSeq lists its product as uncharacterized. The transcript is spliced from 2 exons. The coding region runs from base 1700 to 3568 and encodes 622 amino acids. NCBI's taxonomy places the organism in Eukaryota, Metazoa, Chordata, Actinopteri, Cypriniformes, Nemacheilidae. The record is from RefSeq and is a predicted model, not a curated record.